This is a messenger RNA of Arvicola amphibius (Eurasian water vole), 2795 nucleotides long. RefSeq names its product alkaline ceramidase 2 (gene Acer2). NCBI's taxonomy places the organism in Eukaryota, Metazoa, Chordata, Mammalia, Rodentia, Cricetidae. Gene Ontology annotation, biological process: ceramide metabolic process. Gene Ontology annotation, molecular function: hydrolase activity, acting on carbon-nitrogen (but not peptide) bonds, in linear amides. Bases 299 to 979 code for a protein of 226 amino acids. The record is from RefSeq and is a predicted model, not a curated record. Gene Ontology annotation, cellular component: membrane. The transcript has 6 exons.
GCUUUGGAAGGGCCCUAUGGUCUUUCUUUAAAAAAUUUUAUGUAUAUGAGUGCUCUAUCUGCAUGCGCACCUUCAUGUUGGAUGAGGGCAUUAAAUCUUACUAUAAAUGGUCGUGAGCCACCAUGUGGUUGCUUGGAAUUGAACUCAAGACCUCUGGAAGAGCAGCCAGUGCUCAUAGUCACCAAGUCAUCUCUCCAGCCUCACUAGAAGCGAGAAGCUGUGCUCAUAGCAUGAACGGAAACCUGUGUGUAUGCAGUAGAUCAGCAACGUCUUGUUUUUCAUUUUACCACCCAUCUGCAUGUGCCUGUUCCGCCAGUAUGCGACGUGCUUCAACAGCGGCAUCUACUUAAUAUGGACUCUCCUAGUUGUAGUGGGAAUUGGAUCUGUCUACUUCCAUGCAACUCUCAGUUUCCUGGGUCAGAUGCUCGAUGAACUUGCCAUCCUUUGGGUUCUGAUGUGUGCUUUGGCCAUGUGGUUUCCCAAGAGGUAUUUACCAAAGAUCUUUCGGAAUGACAGGGGCAGGUUCAAGGCAGCCGUGUGUGUCCUGUCUGUAGUUGCAACAUGCCUGGCAUUCGUCAAGCCUGCCAUCAACAAUAUCUCUCUGAUGACUCUAGGGAUCCCAUGCACUGCCCUGCUCAUUACGGAACUGAAGAGGUGUGACAAUGUCCGUGUGUUUAAGCUGGGCCUCUUCUCUGGCCUCUGGUGGGCCCUCGCCCUCUUCUGCUGGAUCAGUGACCGAGUCUUCUGUGAGCUGCUAUCCUCUGUGCACUUCCCGUACCUGCACUGCGUGUGGCAUAUUUUCAUCUGUCUUGCCGCCUACCUGGGCUGCGUGUGCUUCGCCUACUUCGAUGCUGCCUCAGAGAUACCCGAGCAAGGUCCAGUCAUCAGAUUCUGGCCUAGUGAGAAAUGGGCCUUUAUCGGUAUCCCUUACGUGUCCCUCCUGUGUGCCCACAAGAAAUCGCCUGUCAAGAUCACAUGAUGGCAAGGCAGUGGCCGGCUUCUCGACUUAUUUCUCUUCGUGCACUGGGAUUUAUUUGCUGGCAAAACUAGCCACGGGGGUUGAAGAAUCGGUGUGGGUGUAUCUGUUUAAAAUUCUCUUCCUCUGGACCACUGUGCCUGGGGAGGAGGUCCAUCUUUUCCCUAGAUGGGGGAUGCAGGGCUCAGGGAAAGUAGGUGUGUCUUAUUCAGCAUCCUUUCUAGGCACGUGGGCUUGCUGGCUUGUCCAUUUUGGCAGUGGCAGAGCAGUUCUUUGGGAGACCCAGGGCAACUUCUUGCUGGACAAGGUGGCUUGCUUGUGAGUACACAGGAGUCAGCUUCUCUGAUAUACAAGAUUUUCGGGUUUUGUGAUGGAAGGUGCCGGAGCUUUUCACUGGCAGGGGAGAAAUUGUCCUUCAACAAAACCAAGAGGACAGAACACACAGGGGGCCUGUGACUGAGGGGGCUCGUCACCUGCACCUCCUAGCCUUCCCAGGUUUUCUAUGAGCUGUGGAUCCUUCAACCACUACCUCGGCUGAGAGAGGGAGACUUGGUAUCAGAGGGCAAAGCAGUAACACCCUCUGUGCCAAGACCUGCCCUCCGCUGUAAGCACACAUUAAAUAUUGACACUGUUUCUGCUCUUCCUGAAGCUCAGUAGCCUUCUCUGGUGUGAAGACUCCACACACAGCCCCUCUGCUUACCACUUGACCUCUGAGCGCACCAACAGCUCAUUUCCGUCACCGAGGCAGCUCUGGUUUUGACCGUGGAGUGUGUGUGAAGCUUUGGGGAAAGUUCUCACUGGAAGCUUCCAGGAUGUUGUCACCUCCAAGACUCUGACCCUGUUCCUCUGCUGCUUCCUGGGAAUAUGGGCCUCCUGCUUUUGUUCUCACUUACCUGGUGCUAAUUGGUUUCUCAGAGCACUUGUCUGUUUGUCCUUCUGUCUGUCACUACACCCUGAUUAGCUGGUUGGGGGUCGGUCACAGGUGGGCAGGGGUCUUCAGGGCAUGAGGUGGGAUAUCUCAGGGAUGUUUGUAACUCAGGCACCUUCUCUUUUCAGACAUUCCAUUGUGGGGAGUCGGGCAGUGCUGGGGGAGUGGGGAUCAGAGUCACAAGGCCACUGUUCUGAGCUAUGAGCUCAGAAGCAGCUAGUUGGGUCUGGCACCUCAGGAACUUGUACCCUGGUUAGAAUCUUCACAGGGUCCGUAAUGGAAACUGAACUUAAGUUUUUACAUGAAUAGACUCCGUUUCACUUUUGUGGCUUUGAAGUUUUAUAAGUCACUUGGUUAUUUCUUGUUUAUAGGAACCAAUCUUUAUGGAAAAGUAAGUUGUCUUUUAUUAAAUUUAUAGCAUUCACUACGUCUCCCAGGCAGCAAACACACAAGUUAUUUGAUUGGGGGAUUUCCAAGAUGGAAAUAUUUGGUUUUGAGUGAGUGUUUAUGUGAUCUUUCUAUAGCUUAAAAUAUAUUUAAAAUGAUUUUUGAGUUGAAUGUUUGUGACUACGUAGGGGUUCCGAAUUGCUGCUGAGCACUUUGGUUUUUGAGUCUAGAAAUUUUCAGAAGUCAAUCAAAGCAUCCUUGUUUCUGGCUUAUCUUACCAGGCACAUGGUCUGCUCUUAUCUAUUCUACACUGUACAAAUGUCUUGAAGACACACCCAGCUGCCUGACUCUGGGAGGGUUGGCUGGGGUUGGAGAGUUAGUUCAGCAGUUAAAAUACGUGUUGCACUGGGCAAUGGUGGAACACACCUUUAAUCCCAGCACUUGAGAGGCAGAGGUAGGUGGAUCUCAGUGAGUUUGAGGCCAGCCUGGUCUACAAAGCAAGUU